AUGUUGAUGUUGCUCGUUUGUCUCAUGGUGAUUCCCGAAGCACUGUUUCAGGAAGAAAAACCGCCUAAUGUGACCUUUAUAUCCCUCACCUGGAGCGAAAACGCAAAACCAUGUGACUUCACUAAACUUCGGGUGAUUGGCCGAGAAAGUUUAGUAAAUGGGACUUUUGAAAUUCUCGAGGACAUUGAGGAUGAGCACUAUAAAUUCGCUUGUGAUUAUUAUUCGGAUCUCGAUCGCGACGGCAACUUUAAGCUAUUGCCCUUAGUAUCGCUGCCACCUCAAGGAAUUUGCACGGUGGUUAAGGAAUACGGACACUACUUAGCGGAUAGUAUUCGGUAUCCAAUUAACACAGAUCUUUUUGUUAACGAGUCGGCCUGCACCAUUCCAAAGGGAGUUUACUUUUUGAAGGACGCUGCCUUUAAUGUGGACAGAUGGUUCUACUCCAGCGGAAUUAUGCGAUUCGUUGGGAAAUUCUUUAAGGAUGGAGAGCUAAUUGGUUCUUAUAAUAUUACCGUCUCCAUUGAUUGA
Drosophila takahashii is the source of this 528-nucleotide messenger RNA. RefSeq lists its product as uncharacterized. NCBI's taxonomy places the organism in Eukaryota, Metazoa, Arthropoda, Insecta, Diptera, Drosophilidae. The record is from RefSeq and is a predicted model, not a curated record.